Messenger RNA from Archocentrus centrarchus (flier cichlid), 2639 nucleotides. RefSeq lists its product as uncharacterized. The record is from RefSeq and is a predicted model, not a curated record. Lineage: Eukaryota; Metazoa; Chordata; Actinopteri; Cichliformes; Cichlidae. Bases 6 to 1496 code for a protein of 496 amino acids. The transcript has 2 exons.
GGCUAAUGUGCAAAAUGGAACAGCACAGUAAAUGUUAUUGUAGUGUGCCUUUUUGCUCAAAUAGCAAAAGAAAACAGCCACAGUUGAGUUUUCAUGACUUCCCAAAAGAUAAACAUGUGCGAGUUAAAUGGAUAACGGCUAUUAGAAGAGAAGAAAGUGCGAAGUUUACCAUCCAGCGUGGCAGUACGUAUGUGUGCAGCCAGCACUUUAGGCCCGAGGAGCUUUAUGUAAGACCGGGAGGGAGCCGAGUUAGACUGAUGAAGGGGUCCGUGCCAUCACGAUUUGUGUGGAAUAAUUUUGGGAGUCGGAGGGAAACUCGUCAGACACCAGACGAGAGAGCAAGUACUCGUCCUGGUUCCGACAUUGAAGCCGCCGUGGGAGAGAGAGACGCGCAGGAAAUCGAAGCGAUGCGAUGGGAACCUGCUGCUAAUGUUAUGGAGCACGAUUACUCGCGUCCCCCAGCUCCUGGUAUUGUGGAUGCUGCAGCUGCAAGGAUAAAGGAGCUGGAGCAAAUAGUGAUGGAGCUGGAGAACCAAAUAAAGCAGCUGACAUUCCUCACAGACCAACCUAAGCUGAGUCGUUUUUGCUUAACUGAUGAGGAAUUCCACUUCUUCACACGAUUCACCACUGAGGAAAUAUUUAAGUUGUUCUGGGAGUCUGUUGAACCAUCAGCUUCUAGGAUUAUUUACUGGACCAGAGCGCAGAGGGAAGCUUAUGAAACACCCACACCUCAUCACGAGCUGCUACUCAUUGAUGAGUGUUUCCUGUUUCUUUGCCGCAUUGCUGCUGGACUCAAGGAACAAGCUUUGGCGUCAAUGUUCAAGGUCAGUUUGUCAACUGUUGGCCGCAUCAUCAUAACCUGGACCAGUUACUUUUACCUUGUUUUGGGCUCUCAACCUUCAUGGAUGAGUCGAAAGCAGGUGCAAGCUACUAUGUCUGAAAAAUUUCGCCAGUACUACCCAGAGGUUCGUGUGCUCAUUGACUGCGCAGAGGUCCGCUGUGAGACGGCAACAUCACUCACCCAGCAGUCUGAAAGUUUCUCAAAUUAUAAAAAUCACACAGCUUUCAAAGGACUGAUUGGGGUUGCUCCCUGUGGUGUCAUCACAUUUGUUUCACAGCUUUACACCGGAUCCAUCUCCGAUCAGGAGAUAAUUCGGAGGCCUAACUUCUCCCACCUGCUGCAACCAGGAGAUGGAGUGAUGGCUGAUAAGGGUUUUCAGAUUGAAAAGAUUUUAGCAGAAGUAGGAGCCACCCUGAUCAUCCCCCCUUUCAAGAAGUCUGCUCAAUUCAGCAAGGAAGAUGCAGAGAAGACACAAGCAAUAGCUCGUCUAAGAGUGCUGGUGGAAAGGGCAAUCCGCAGAGUGAAAGAGUACCACAUCUGGCAUGGGGUUGUUCCGCUUUCCCUCACAGGCUCCCUCAACCAACUUUGGACCAUCUGUUGCUUGAUGUCAAACUACCAGGGUCCCCUGGACAUCAAGGAGGGUAGACCUGUUUGAAUCAUUUUUAGAAGUUCUCUGUUCAGAUACAUGAAUUUGAAUCAUCUCUGGGCCAAAAUCUGCUUAAAACACUCGAUCUAACUUUUAUCUAGCUUUUAGCUAUGAUAUUGCACAGGAGAGAAAUUUUUGCAGGAAAAGGAGUGGAAGAGGAGGUGGUGGUGGUCAGUUAGCCUUUGAUUUGAGGGCCCUGUAGCGCCUACCAGAGGAUAAUAGGACAAAAUGGUGAGAGCCAGGAUGUGAUGGCCCUUUAAAAUAUUUUUGGCUUUGCUGAGGCAGAGGGGGAUGAACAAGUCUUGUAGGGAGGGCAGAGAGCAGCCAACGAUCUUUUGAGCUGUGUUGAUGAGCAGCUGAAGCCUCCCCCUCUCUGCUUCAGUGCAGCUCCACUACCACACUGUGAUACAAUAUGUCAGCCCACUCUCUAUGGUGGCACAGUAAAAGGUCACCAGCAGCUUUUGACCCACUUGUUCUUUCCGAGCACUCUCGGGAAGUGAAGUUGCUGCUGUGCCUUUUUGGUGACCGCUGAGGUGUUUGCAGUCCAGGAUAGGCCAACAUAGGUCCACACAGUCACCACUGAGAUAGAGGGGGAUCGGGUCCGAGCUAUUCUUCCUGAAGUCAAAGAUGAUUUCCUUUGUUUUCCUGGUGUUCAGUAUCAGUUUGUUUGUUGAACUCCAAGCUGACCUCUGAGGUCAGUCCAACUACUAUGGUAUUAUGUAUUUGCAAUCAGCAAAUACAUCUAGAAGCAGGGGCAAAUGACUGCAUGGGUAAAGGGGGCACAUGUAGUAGUGGUAUGGUUGUAAACUUGUUUGAAUGUCAGCUUUCAGUCAGUGAACGAGGAGAAAUCAUUGACAGUGUGUCAGUGAAAGCUGCACUCAGCGGUCAGCAAAGCUUAAACUGUGAGCAGCUGUGAAAGUGCUGCAGUCCUGCCUCCUGUGAAGGACAUGGCUGCUAAUGCAAAUUCAAGUUUUCACACAUCAUAUUUGUACAUGUUAAAGAAAUGAGACGUAACAUGUUAACAGAGUUCUUUCACUGGGUUAGUGGAUUUUGCAACUGUUUCCUUCUGGGUUAAUUUGGCAAUUUUUCUUUUGUCUGUACAGCUGUAGAAAUGGCAUUUUUGUACACUUUAAGUCCUGAAUUACAAUUAAA